Hibiscus syriacus is the source of this 1694-nucleotide messenger RNA. Its product is annotated as transcription factor TGA9-like. Bases 155 to 1636 code for a protein of 493 amino acids. Gene Ontology annotation, biological process: DNA-templated transcription; regulation of DNA-templated transcription. Gene Ontology annotation, molecular function: sequence-specific DNA binding; DNA-binding transcription factor activity. The transcript is spliced from 15 exons. The record is from RefSeq and is a predicted model, not a curated record. Lineage: Eukaryota; Viridiplantae; Streptophyta; Magnoliopsida; Malvales; Malvaceae.
UACAAUUUCCUACAAUCUUACACGACAACAAGGUGCUGUAAUAAAAGCAAAACAGAAACACACACCGGAUCUCAAGUUGAAAGCUUUUUUCAACUUAUCUUCCUUGUGCACUACCCCCAUCUCCGUCUUCUUCUUCAGCGACCUUUAGCUGAGCAUGUUUUCUUUUUUCGUUUCAGCUGUUUCUGGUUUGGAGAAUGGUGUAAAGAUCUGUUGCCUGGCGAAUCAUAGAGUUGGAGAGACCGGUUUGACUGACUCGGGAACUUCGAAUCGCCAUCAUCAUAAUAUCCCUUAUGCAGUUCUUCAUGGAAUGAAUGUUCCCACAAGUUUCAUCCAUCAAGAAGGUUCCUCCGAUUUAGGAGAUCUAGAAGAAGCAAUUGUGGUGCAGGGAGUCAAGAUCCGAAACGAUGAAGCUAAACCACCUUUAUUCACACCAGGCAGACCAGCAGCUACCCUGGAGAUGUUCCCUUCUCGGCCAAUGAGAUUUCAACAAAUCCCAAGAGGAAGUUCAAAAUCAGGAGGGGAAAGCGCUGAUUCAGGUUCAGCAGUGAAUACAAUCUCCAGCAAAACUGAGAACCAGCUUGAACCGGAAUCUCCGAUCAAUAGUACUAGAAAGACAACUCCUUUGGUUCAACAACAGCAAAAACAACAAGAUAUGGCGAGUGAAAUCUCAAGACCCCAAGAAAAGAAAAGGGGUUCAACUUCUGAGAAACAGCUUGAUGCUAAGACACUAAGACGGUUAGCACAAAACAGAGAAGCCGCCAGGAAAAGUCGUCUUAGAAAAAAGGCUUAUGUUCAACAACUAGAAUCAAGUAGAAUAAAGCUAACCCAACUGGAGCAAGAUCUUCAGAGAGCACGAUCUCAGGGCUUUUUCUUGGGAGGUUGUGCUGGUGCUGUUGGAAAUAUCAGCUCUGGGGUUGCAAUCUUCGACGUGGAGUAUUCGAGAUGGUUAGAAGAUGAUCAAAGGCACAUGUUGGAGCUUAGAACUGGACUAAAUGCACACCUUUCCGACAGCGACCUUAGAAUAAUCGUAGACAGUUACAUAUCACAUUACGAUGAGAUUUUCCGGUUGAAGGUCGCUGCCGCAAAAGCCGAUGUCUUCCACCUUAUAACCGGCAUGUGGACGACUCCGGCGGAACGCUGCUUCCUUUGGAUGGGAGGUUUCAGGCCUUCCGAGCUCAUCAAGAUGUUAAUAUCUCAAUUAGAUCCAUUAACUGAGCAGCAAGUGAUGGGGAUCUAUAGCCUCCAGCAUUCUUCACAACAGGCGGAAGAGGCACUCACCCAAGGCCUCGAACAGCUCCAGCAGUCGCUGACCGACACCAUUGCCGGCCGUCCAGUCGUCGACGGAAUGCAACAAAUGGCUGUUGCCUUAGGCAAGCUUGCCAAUCUUGAAGUCUUCGUUCGCCAGGCUGACAAUUUAAGACAGCAAACCCUUCACCAGUUGUCUCAAAUAUUGACGGUCCGACAAGCGGCGCGGUGUUUUCUGAUGAUCGGAGAGUACUACGGACGUUUGCGAGCACUCAGUUCCCUCUGGGCGUCUCGUCCUCGAGAGAGCAUGAUGAGUGAUGAUCACUCGUGCCAAACAACAACAGACUUGCAAAUGGUCCAACCCUCACACAAUCAUUUCUCAAACUUUUGAUAAAAGAAUAGAAAAAGAACAAAUCCUAUGCACAACAUAUCUGGAUUUUCCUCAAGCU